CUGAGGUUGGUGUAGGGUUCUAUUUGGGCCGCACUUGGGACGUAUACUGCUCGGGGGGCUUUGUGUCCGUUUGCGCUUUGCUUUGUGUCCGUUGCUUUGUUCCGUGGUGCUCCUAUCGGGCGGGAGCCGGGAGGCUUGGAGACGGCAUCGCGGCCCCGGGGGAGGAGAGCGCGCCGGCGUGAGCGGCGGGUGUGAAGGCUGCAGGGAAGGGGCUUCGCCGCGGAGAUGCCAGAGUUCCUAGAAGACCCCUCGGUGCUGACGAAAGAGAAGUUGAAGAGUGAGUUGAUCGCCAACAAUGUGACGCUCCCGCCCGGCGAGCAGCGCAAAGACGUGUACGUGCAGCUCUAUCUGCAGCACCUCACGGCGCGUAACCGGCCGCCACUCGCCGCCAGCGCCAACAGCAAGGGGCCCCCUGACUUCUCCAGCGACGAGGAGCGCGAGCCCACCCCGGUUUUCGGUUCCGGAGUUGUCGCCGCAGGCCGGAGCCGCGUUUCCGUCGGCCGGAAAGCCACAAAGAAAACAGAUAAACCCAGACUAGAAGAUAAAGAUGAUCUAGAUGUAACAGAGCUUACCAAUGAUGAUCUUCUGGAUCAGCUUCUCAAAUAUGGAGUGAAUCCUGGUCCUAUUGUGGGGACCACCAGGAAGCUAUAUGAGAAGAAGCUGCUGAAACUGAGGGAACAUGGAACAGAAUCAAGGUCAUCUACACCUCUGCCAACAGUUUCUUCUUCAGCAGAAAAUACAAGGCAGAAUGGAAGUAAUGAUUCUGACAGAUACAGUGACAAUGAAGAAGACUCUAAAAUAGAGCUCAAGCUUGAGAAGAGAGAACCAUUAAAGGGCAGAGCAAAGACUCCAAUAACACUCAAGCAAAGAAGAGUUGAGCACAAUCAGAGCUAUUCUCAAGCUGGAAUAACUGAGACUGAAUGGACAAGUGGAUCUUCAAAAAGCGGACCUCUUCAGGCAUUAACUAGGGAAUCUACAAGAGGGUCGAGAAGAACUCCAAGGAAAAGGGUGGAAACUUCAGAACAUUUUCGUAUAGAUGGUGCAGUAAUUUCAGAAAGUACUCCCAUAGCUGAAACUAUAAUGGCUUCAAGCAACGAAACCUUAGUUGUCAAUAGGGUGACUGGAAAUUUCAAGCAUGCAGCUCCCAUUCUGCCAAACACUGAAUUCUCAGACAUACCCAGAAGAACACCAAAGAAACCCUUGACAAGAGCUGAAAUGGGAGAAAAAAUGGAGGAAAGAAGAAUAGAAAGGGAUAUUCUUAAGGAAAUGUUUCCCUUUGAAGCAUCUACACCAACAGGAAUUAGUGCUAGUUGCCGCAGACCAAUCAAAGGGGCUGCAGGCCGGCCGUUAGAACUCAGUGAUUUCAGGAUGGAGGAAUCUUUUUCAUCUAAAUAUGUCCCUAAGUAUGUUCCCUUGGCAGAUGUCAAGUCAGAAAAGACAAAAAAGGGACGCUACAUUCCCGUGUGGAUAAAAAUUUUGCUGUUUGUUGUUGUGGCAGUUUUUUUGUUUCUGGUCUAUCAAGCUAUGGAAACCAAUCAAGGAAACCCCUUCUCUGGUUUCCUCCUUAACUCCACGAAAUCCAAGUGAAUGAUAUCUCUUUGGCAAACUCAACUUGGUCUCCUAUUUUUAAUAACUAUAUAAAUGAUAUUUGUGUACACUCAACUCAAGAACUAAAAAUAAUGUUGAUUUCACCUUGAUAAAUGUAGUGUUCCAUUGAAAAGCAAACAAGAUAUAUAAAUGGACUUCAUUGAAAUGUUUUGGACUUUGGACUAGUAGGAGAUCAUUUUGUGCCAUACAAAUAAUCUUUUUUAGCUCUGGAACUUUUUUGUAGGCUUUAUUUUUUUAAUGUGGACAUCUUAUUUCGUUUUUUGAGAAAAAUGUAUAUUGUCUUUGUUUUUGGGAAAUAAGAAGGGCAAAAUGUGGUAUAAUGUGAAGCUACACAUUUAAAUGCUUUGAAUUCUUACAGAAAAGAUUUUAACAUUCAUUCUCUGCUGAAUAAAAACUUCAGAUACAUGUGAAACAGUGAAAUUCAGUAAGAGGAAAGUAACUUGGGUUGCAUGUUUUUGUAUCUGCAACAAAGUGUGAUGGUGUUGAUGGGGGAAAGUACAGCAAUAAUCUCUUCUGUAACUCUUAUUAAUAGUAAUGGUAUUGAAGCCCUAUUGUACUUUUUAAAAGAUUUCUAGUAUCAUGAAAGUCCUAAAAACUCAUUUCAAUAUAGUUGAUUUUUAGCAGGGAUCUUUUAGUGCAACAUACAAGUUUUGGAAAACUAUUAGUUAGCUAUACAUGUUUUAUAAAAACUGUUCCGCUAGCUAUAAGGCCAUGAUUGGAAAUGUCUACUCUUCAUUUACAGCAAAACACUUAAUCUGUUCAUCUAAUUUGCUACCAAAAUAUUUUUAGAUAAAUGUGUGUGUGUUUGUUUAGAAGUUACUUUAAACGCUGGUCUUAUGUUCCAUUUGGGUUUAUUAUUAUUGCUUUAUCUUCUGUUACCAAAAACCAAUUUUGCCAAGUUUUUGCCCUAUAUCUCCCAAUGUAGUUUGAUU
This is a messenger RNA of Chrysochloris asiatica (Cape golden mole), 2540 nucleotides long. It is a transcript of the gene TMPO, whose product is annotated as thymopoietin. Lineage: Eukaryota; Metazoa; Chordata; Mammalia; Afrosoricida; Chrysochloridae. Gene Ontology annotation, molecular function: DNA binding. The transcript has 9 exons. The record is from RefSeq and is a predicted model, not a curated record. Bases 226 to 1587 code for a protein of 453 amino acids.